Diabrotica balteata is the source of this 2067-nucleotide messenger RNA. Lineage: Eukaryota; Metazoa; Arthropoda; Insecta; Coleoptera; Chrysomelidae. The record is from the annotation of a GenBank genome assembly.
AACACCGCCAAAAGCUCUUAACGAGAGCGACUUGAUCGACGUAGAGCUCGUGGUGUAUUCGAUGUUUCGAUUCAAAAGCGAUAUCCGUACAUGCCGACGAAGGUGGCUGUGACGUGUGAUUGCAUUGCGGACAUGCUUUCUUGAUUGACGACGUUUUGUGCUUGCUGAAAAAACAACAUCAGAUAUUGCCAGUUAUUAGCGACGGCAAUUUUGGCGUGCGGAUUACGUAAGAUCCACUUUAUCUACAAACGAUCAUCGCUAUUUAUUUGAGUACAAAUUAUGUAAACCAAGAUCAAAAUCUGCAAUAAAUUUCAGAAAAAGUAAAUACUUUCAAGGCCAUCGAAAACGGUGAUGAGUUUCCAGGUGGAGGAAAAUGUUGGUCAAAUGGUUAUGAUCGCUUGCGUAUAGCAAAGUAAAUGGAAAAGUUAAGAAAAAUUUAUCACUUUCGUUAGAAUAUACACGAACGUUUGAUAUAAGUGUAAAAAUUGGAGUUUGAUAAUUAAAAGUGUUGUGAAAACAUACAAAAAUGCUAGAUUGUUGUUAGAAUUAUGUCAAAAAAUUCGAACAUAAAAGAAAAUUUGAUAAAAAUGUUCAAAACCUCAUAAAAAAGUUUUUGGAAAUAUUUCGUAGAUGAUUUUUUUCAAAUUGUACGAGCAUUAUGAUAGUUAUGUUCCUUAAAAGUCGAAUAAAGGAUAACAGUUACUGCAAAGGACAUGAUCGCAUCUUUAUGGAUCUUGGUGUUCAGUUUCUUGUUGAGGAUUACCAAUGGAUACGAAGAACUAGUUGAAGUGACUGGUUGCGACACUUGCAAGUUGAUGCUUACGUGUCGCCAUCUGACAGCAGUUAUAGCAAUACUGAAAGUAGAUUUUGCAGGACAUCAUUUAAACGACAUUUUUGAAACUGGAACUGUAGAAAAUUGGACUGGGAAUGGAUCUUUUAUGAGCGUUAUUGCCCCACCACUCUUUCCUCCGGUACAUCCUAGAGACGUUCUCAAUGCCAGAUGUUCGGGUCUAAAUCACUGUAGCUUUAUACUUUCUGAAGACUGUCCUGGGUCAGAAAUUUUUGGACCAGGAAAUGUGACAAUCCAGUAUGCAUGUAUUACAGAAGACAGAAUCCAGAAAUACUGCAAUAGCGAUAUCCUGCUCUCCGAGUUGUAUGCCAAGGGAUUGUCGGAGGGAUAUAUUCAUAAUCCUGGAUAUCCCAGAUUCUAUUCGGGUCAAAGACAAUGUAAAUGGAGGAUUAUAGGCCAAGAGAAACAGAAAAUCAAAGUUACUAUUCUGGAUAUUUCGCUGAUAGUGGACCGUCCAAACUGCAUUGAUCGGCUGGAAAUCAGGGACACCGGCCAAGUUAUCUUCUCAACGUGUAAACAAACUCACCCGCCAACCGAAGUGAUCUCAGGAACAGAGUCAAUUGAAAUAGUAUUAAGCUCUACACAGAGUAUCAACCCGCGAAGAGGUUUUUUGUUACAUUUCGCUGCAGUAGGAUGCCCUGAGAUCGAGCUGCCUCAGGAUUCCUAUUUGAUGUACAGAAAUGCUGAACUAAUGGUAUUCAGUUGUUGUUUGGGAUACCAAUUUCCUGAUACGGGUACUAGAAUAAAGAGCGUUGGAUGCCAAGGGGCGUUUUGGAACAGUUCACUGCCUCUAUUGCACUGUCAAAAAUCUACAACGCCAUAUUGGAACCAAACCAAAGAUAUAAUACGAGUUAACCCAGUCAAAGUAGAAGAAAUGGCUUCAGAUUUGAUAGCACCAGCUGUUGUCGUUGUAGGCCUAUUUGUUAUAAAUGCCGCAGUUCUCUUCCUCAUCCGGAGGGCAAGAAAAAGGCAAGAUUUGACAAACAUAAAUGACGAAGAAUUAGGUUCAUUUACUCUCUCCUCACCUGUUGAAUGAAUGUUGCCUUAAUUUAGUUGUAAUUUGUAAUAUAUAAAAUAAAAAUUAUAUACAUUUAAUAUUUUUUCCUAUGAAUAAAUUUAUAUUUAUGUCGAAAUAUGUACCGUUAUUUCGAAGUAUCGAGUUUUGAAUAUAUUGUAUAAGAAUUACAACAUUCUUAAUAAAAACUUUGUUGUUUUAU